AUGAUCGAUUUACCUGAAAUAAGAACAAUAUUGAUUAAUGGACCUCGAGGAGUUGGAAAGAAAACUUUAAUUUUUAUAAUUGGAUUAACGUGUGAUGCAACCAAACUACCAGAAUCAAUUCGUAAAAUAGAUUUUUUCCAACAUCAGAUGAAUUUAGAUGUUCCCACUCGUCUAAAUAUUAUAGAAGAAUUUACGAUGAAAUUAGGAUUGAUGACAUCUGGAUAUGUGGCAAGAGAUUUAAAAAGACUUGUUAGAUUAGCAAUUUUACAUUCAUUGAGAGAACCAAUGCAAUUAGUUGAUAAUAGUUACAAAAUCAUUAAUGAUGAUGAAAAAGAUUUUGAAGAUUUAUUUAAAAAAUUAAGUUUACAUGAUAAAUUUGAAACUAUGAUACCUUAUAGAUUAUGGAGUGAAAUCGGAGGAUAUAAAAAUAUAAAACUUCGACUAAAACAAAUAAUUGAAUGGCCUAUAAAUCAUUCAGAUACAUUUGAUAGAUUAGGAAUUAAACCUACUUCCGGAUUAUUACUUUAUGGUCCAUCUGUUCAAGCAUUAGUGUGUGAAUCUAGAAUGAAUACUAUUUAUGUUAAAGGACCAUCAAUAUAUUCAAAAUAUUUUGGAGAAACAGAAAAUGUAAUAAGAAAUUUAUUUAAGACUGCUAGGAAAAUUUCACCUUGUAUUAUAUUUUUUGAUGAAAUGGAUUCUAUUGCUGCAAAACGAGACAGUACAGGAGUAAAUGAACGAGUAUUAAGUACAUUAUUAAAUGAAAUGGAUGGUAUACAAGAAUUAAAGGAUGUUUUAGUGAUUGGAUGUACUAAUCGACCUGAUAGAAUUGAUGAUGCCAUUUUGCGACCUGAAUCUGCGCUCACUGCAUUAAGAGAAAACAUUGAAAUUACUCAGAUUUCUAUGCGUCAUAUUCAAGCUGUUCUUGAUAAAAUGCGAAAAACCAAAUUCUAA
Diversispora eburnea is the source of this 951-nucleotide messenger RNA. NCBI's taxonomy places the organism in Eukaryota, Fungi, Glomeromycota, Glomeromycetes, Diversisporales, Diversisporaceae. The record is from the annotation of a GenBank genome assembly.